ACCUGGGCCCUGUGGCCUGCAGGUGUUUGGGAGGCAGUUGCUGGGGCAACGGAAACAGGGCGUUUCAGAGGUGGUUGUCAUGGGAACCUGGAUGCUGACGAAGGCUUGUGAGGCUUAGAGGAGACAAAUUGCCCUCAUCAUUAUCUCCAAGCUUGCCAAUCAAACCCAUUCCCUCAUUUCCCUCUGCUCGGGGAAGCGAGCAGCUGGGAGCCCCCAGAGGAGCCGGGGAGAGGAGUGGCACAGUGAGCUGUGAGCCGUCGCUUGCCUGCCAGCCCAGUUCUUCUCCAGCUCCACAGCUCUCCUCACCUGGCUUUGCCUCCUUGCCUCACUGGGCAGCAUGGCCACGAUUACCUGCACCCGCUUCACUGAAGAGUAUCAGCUCUUUGAGGAACUGGGCAAGGGUGCCUUUUCCAUCGUUAGAAGGUGUGUGAAAGUGUUAGCUGGUCAAGAGUAUGCUGCCAAGAUUAUCAACACGAAGAAACUCUCAGCCCGAGAUCAUCAGAAGCUGGAGCGAGAGGCCCGCAUCUGCCGCCUGCUGAAGCAUCCAAACAUUGUCCGACUCCAUGACAGCAUAUCGGAGGAAGGGCAUCACUACCUGAUAUUUGACCUGGUCACGGGUGGGGAGCUGUUUGAGGACAUUGUGGCUCGAGAGUACUACAGUGAAGCUGACGCCAGUCACUGCAUCCAGCAAAUCCUAGAGGCUGUCCUUCAUUGCCACCAGAUGGGUGUGGUGCAUCGGGACUUGAAGCCGGAGAACCUGCUCCUUGCAUCAAAGCUGAAGGGGGCUGCCGUGAAGCUGGCUGACUUUGGCCUGGCCAUCGAGGUGGAAGGGGAGCAGCAGGCGUGGUUUGGCUUUGCAGGGACACCAGGGUACCUCUCUCCUGAAGUUCUCCGAAAAGACCCAUAUGGGAAGCCUGUGGAUCUUUGGGCAUGUGGUGUCAUCCUAUACAUCUUGUUGGUAGGAUAUCCUCCUUUCUGGGAUGAGGACCAACACCGACUAUACCAGCAGAUCAAGGCUGGAGCCUAUGAUUUCCCAUCCCCGGAAUGGGACACGGUUACCCCAGAAGCGAAGGACCUGAUUAAUAAAAUGCUCACCAUCAACCCCUCCAAGCGCAUCACAGCUGCUGAAGCCCUCAAGCACCCCUGGAUCUCUCACCGAUCUACAGUGGCCUCCUGCAUGCACAGACAGGAGACUGUGGACUGCUUGAAGAAAUUCAAUGCAAGGAGGAAACUGAAGGGAGCUAUCCUUACCACCAUGCUGGCCACCAGGAACUUCUCUGGAGGAAAGAGCGGGGGCAACAAGAAGAACGAUGGUGUGAAGAAAAGAAAGUCCAGUUCCAGUGUUCAGUUAAUGGAAUCCUCUGAGAGUACCAAUACCACCAUUGAAGAUGAAGACACCAAAGUGAGAAAGCAAGAAAUCAUUAAGGUGACAGAGCAGCUGAUCGAAGCAAUAAGCAAUGGGGAUUUUGAGUCCUACACGAAGAUGUGUGACCCUGGGAUGACAGCCUUUGAACCUGAGGCUCUGGGAAACCUGGUUGAAGGCCUGGACUUCCACCGAUUCUACUUUGAAAACCUGUGGUCCAGGAACAGCAAGCCUGUCCACACCACUAUCCUGAACCCCCACAUCCACUUGAUGGGUGAUGAAUCAGCCUGCAUUGCUUACAUCCGCAUCACACAAUAUGUGGACGCCAAUGGUAUCCCUCGCACUGCCCAGUCUGAGGAGACCCGCAUCUGGCACCGCCGGGAUGGCAAAUGGCAGAUCGUCCACUUCCACAGAUCUGGAGCACCUUCAGUUCUACCACAGGAAACCGAGGCCCCAAGAGGUCAACUGACUUGCCCGAAGUCACACAGUUGAAAUUCUGAUUGGGUUGUACACUCCCUGGCUGCACCAUGGAGAUCUACCCUUCUUCAUCUGCAGCAUGUGGCUGCUGGUUCUACCAUGUGCUGGAAAUCCCAUCAUCAUCAUCAUCACCACCACCAAGCUCCUCACAGAAGCCAAGAACAUCUGCCAACCAACUCAAGCCAUCAUGCACCAGAGAACAAACGGCCACAGUUAUUCAUUUACUUUUCUUUUUCUUUAUUUGUCUCUCCCUGUUUUGCUUUUCAUUUUAUCUUCUGAUCGUGUGCAUGAGCCAGGCCUAGGGGCACAGAUUGUCUUUCCUCUCCUGGGUCAACUGCUCCCAGCUCUUGGUAUAGAGAAUAACAUGAAAGGAAGGGACCCCUUCCCUCCAACCUCUGUGCCCCAGCUCUGGGAGCUAACGAUUUCCCAAGUGCUCACUCUUCUCUAUCAGCUGUGCUGCCUAUUGGACCUAACGGCAAACUCCCACAAGCUACCACUCCUUGCCAGAUGGAUAGAUGGGUAAAUCAAACCUGUCCCAUGCUGAUGCUAAGUCUUGCUAGCUAGCUAGCUAGCAUAAUGAGCAAGUCCCUAUUUGCCAGCUUUCCUGAUGUCUCAGACCUUUGCUCCUCCCUUUCUUUUGAAAUACUUUUGAGAGAAGGGCAGCUGACCCAAUAGAGAAGACCAUAUAUGGCAAAAAAAAAAAAAAAAAAAAAAAA
Sarcophilus harrisii (Tasmanian devil) is the source of this 2556-nucleotide messenger RNA. It is a transcript of the gene CAMK2A, whose product is annotated as calcium/calmodulin dependent protein kinase II alpha. The transcript is spliced from 20 exons. Gene Ontology annotation, molecular function: calcium/calmodulin-dependent protein kinase activity; ATP binding; calmodulin binding. Gene Ontology annotation, biological process: protein phosphorylation. Gene Ontology annotation, cellular component: neuron projection; cytoplasm. The record is from RefSeq and is a predicted model, not a curated record. The coding region runs from base 338 to 1855 and encodes 505 amino acids. NCBI's taxonomy places the organism in Eukaryota, Metazoa, Chordata, Mammalia, Dasyuromorphia, Dasyuridae.